ACCAUUAGACAACCGCCAGUUUGUCCAGCCGCAUAGGGGAAUCUGCAAUCCGAGAACCGCUCAACAUGAUGAAAUUGAUGCUAGUCGUUGGCUCGAUGGCCCUGCUCCUGGCGCUGGCCAGUGCCCGGCCCCAAAACGAUGUGGAGGUAUUGGAGUACGACUCGGAGAACAUUGGCAUCGGCGGCUACAAGUUCAGCUAUAAACUGAGUGACGGCACCACUCGCACGGAGGAGGGCGUGGUUAACAACGCGGGCACCGAGAACGAAUCGAUAUCCAUCCGAGGCUCCGUCAGCUGGGUGGCUCCCGAUGGCCAGACCUACACCAUCAACUUUGUGGCCGACGAGAACGGUUUCCAGCCGGAGGGUGCCCAUCUGCCCAAGUAGAUCAUCGCUUCCGAGGCGAUCCUGUAAAUAACACCCCCUCAAAACCACCCCACAACCACCAGCAACCCGGCCAUAGAGUGAGGUGCUGAAAUCCUAUCCGGAGGAGCUGUCCCCUGUCCCGCGGCAGUUAGUCGGUCAGUCAGUUUGUAAGUCGAUCAGUCAGUCAAGUCAGUGUCGUGCAUUGUUUUCUUAAUUCCUUGUUACUCGCAUUAAAGCCGAACUUUCGAUUCUCGAAAAAAA
Messenger RNA from Drosophila rhopaloa, 623 nucleotides. It is a transcript of the gene Acp65Aa, whose product is annotated as endocuticle structural protein SgAbd-6. Gene Ontology annotation, molecular function: structural constituent of chitin-based larval cuticle. Gene Ontology annotation, cellular component: chitin-based extracellular matrix. The transcript has 2 exons. The record is from RefSeq and is a predicted model, not a curated record. Lineage: Eukaryota; Metazoa; Arthropoda; Insecta; Diptera; Drosophilidae. Bases 66 to 383 code for a protein of 105 amino acids.